GGACGGACCUAACUGUGCAUUAAAGUGUUUUGUAUCGCUGAUGAGAUACAACUGAGUGAGGAACGGAACGUUACUCUCACCACGUCCUUCCCUUCUGGCUAGUUUUAUGAUGGUGUAAAAUUGAAAAUGACUGUUGAAUUAAAAGUAGGCUAAAGAAAGGCUCCCGGUUAUGUGGAUAGCGAUAGCACUUCAGGUUGACAAGAGCAGGAUUGUGUAUCGAAGUGGAUAUGUACUUUUGUUACAAGUAUUUAAUACAUGUAUCUGGACUGAAUCAUCAAUGACCAAUUCGUUGAUGAUGUAGUUAGGGGUUAACUAUUGUAACGACAUUAUACUAAUAGUCAUCGAUGCGUGACUACAAUCACAGACCAUCUUAAUAUAUAUGUAUUUGUGCGUGAUGAAGUGAAGGUGUUGACAGGGGAAGUUUUGCUGUGAACACAGUAUAGAUCAUCUUGUAGCGCCGAUUAAUUUAUCCAAUCAAAGGUAGCAAUACAAAAAGUCGCGAUAGACUACAAUAUAAAAAUCAUUGGAAUUUUAUGUGAAAAGUGGUAAAUCAAUUUUACAACAUCUUGAAGGGAAAACGUUAAAUAGACUCGGAGCACUAUGUAUCCGGCUGUGUGUAUUCUAUUUAUUCUCAUGGUGUUGACAGAUGGGACUGAAGGAAGUGUCAACUGUACUUCACAUCCGUGUGAGGAUGUCCCGGAUUUUUGUUUGAAUUCUGGGACGUGUUAUCAUGACAGCGCCACCUGUCAGACCGGAUGCCAUUGUACAGCAUCAUUUUCAGGAGAAAGAUGUGAACAUGUUACAGACCCUAUCGCUUCAACAACUCUCAGACCGAUGUUAGAACGCGAGUGUAUCCAUGGGUUUGUAUGUGUACACGGCUUCUGUGACACAGACGGGUCGAGUUUUAGCUGCGCGUGUGAUUCUGGUUGGGAAGGCUUCUUCUGUGAAAUAUUCGAAUGUCCCAUAAAGUGUCCUUCUAAUACAGAAUGUGUUUUCAUCAGCGGUAAAUUUGAAUGUAAAGAGAACGAUAUAGUGACUACAAUCCAUUCAUCUUCUACCAGCUUUGUCUCGGUGACUUCCGUACCUACCAUUGCAUCUCAAACACCGACAAUAAACAUCUCGACUACGACCUUGAGACCGGAGUCAGAACGACAAUGUAUCCCUGGCUUUGUAUGUGUUCAUGGCUAUUGUGACAGAGACGGGUCAAGCUUUAGCUGUAUCUGUGACUCUGGCUGGAUCGGAUACUUUUGUGAAACUUUUAAAUGUCCAGUGAAUUGUCCAGAAAAUACGGAUUGUGUUUUGGUAAGCGGCUCAUUCGAAUGUAAAAUGAAACCCUUACCUACAACACUAAUGACCACCAGCUUCCCUACUACGUCUCUGAGACCGGUGUCAGAACGAGAAUGCCUCGCCGGAUUUGUAUGUAUCCACGGGUUCUGUGACAAAGAAGAUAACUCAUUUUAUUGUGUAUGUGACUCUGGAUGGAAAGGAAGCUUUUGCGAACAAUUUAUAUGUCCACUGAAUUGUCCGUCCAACACCAACUGUGAUAUGGUUGAUAACACGUUCAUCUGUAAAACAAAAGAGUCUACGACAAAACCAUCGACUAUGCCAUCAAGCACACUUCGAACCUCCACUGUAUCUGCUGAUAAUACAACUGCAGUGCAUGUCUGUUCGGCUAAUUACACAAAACGACCUUUGUCAGAAAGACAAUGUAUGCCUAAUUUUAUCUGUGAAUACGGUGCAUGUGAGAUGACACAAGAUGACACGGGAGCAGUUUUAGAAUGCAUCUGUGAUGACGGUGGACUAGGGGGAUUAUGCCAGGGCCGGUGUUGUAUGCCAUGUUCUGAGUAUGGUCAAUGCAAAACACGGUCUAACGGCACUGAAUUUUGCCAAUGCAUGUUCGACCGCGAAGGCGAUUUAUGUGAUAUGAUAAAGGUCCCAUCCACUCUAGCUCCCAGCAGUAUCGAAGUGGAUCUAUGGCCCCUGUGGGUCAGUGCCAUCGUACUAGUUUGUGUUAUCGCGGCGACUGUUCUUCUGUUUUUCUGGAUGUGGCGAAACAGGGUCACCAUUGUGAUGAAGAUUGUCCAUUAUUUCCAGGCAUACGAGGAUGACGACGAGAAGACGUGGGAUGCAUUUGUAUCAUACAAGUCAUCAGACGUGGACGAGAACUUUGUACUCCACAAAUUGUUUCCAAAACUUGAGAAAGAGCUUGGUUUCACUCUGUGUUUACACCAUCGGGACUUCCUACCUGGGGAAACAAUUGCCAACAACAUAAUUAAUGCCAUAGACAACAGUAGAAGAACCAUCCUCAUUCUGACCCCACGCUUCGUCACUAGUGACUUCACCAGAUUCGAAUACCAGGUAGCCCAGCAGCAGAUGCUGAAACGGACGCACAAGAUCAUUCCUAUACUUUUAGAGGACAUCUCGCAUCUACAUACCGAUAUGGACCGAAAUCUGAAACAAAUAAUCAAGUCUGUUACGUACAUUGAAUAUCCCGGGGAGGAUGCAAGUGAAAAGAAGGCGAAUCAUUUCUGGAAGAAACUGUCCCUGUCUAUGCCGAAGAAAAGAGCAGUCGAAGAAAGACGGAAACAGCCGGAUUUUGUUAAGGAGGAGAAAAAAGCAGAGAAUAUUAUUGACAAAUAUCCAAAUGACAUGAAGCGAACACCUGACAAAAACGAUAUGUUUAACCCAACGUUUGUUACAGAUAUUGUGAUUGUAGUCGAUGAUCAAAAUAAUGAGAAAAAAGAAGAUGAUCCCACUGGAAAUCCUCAAGGAACUCAUAUUCUUGAAUGUACACACUUCUAAAGAGUUUAUAUAAAAAACGAUGAACUUUUCCCAAACCUGUAAAUUGAUAAAUGAUUCAUUUAUAGAGAUUUCUUCGUUGAGGACUUGUUCGUUUUUGUAAAGAAUUGGGCAGGCUACUUCAAACGUCUAUGAUAAAUACUCUUUCUGUGGAGUUGAGAUUCAGUGAUGUUUACAUUUUGUUUAAUCAUUUACUAGUACUCCACAUUUACUCCACACAAUAAUGUUAUUGUUGAUAUUUUAACUUGUCAAUAUGUUAAUUGUUUGUUGUGUUUUAGCAGUGGUUAUAUAUACAUUUUGUACAUGUAUAUAUAUUUGCGUUAUUAUACACUAGAUGCUAUCACUUGUCCAUUCAUUCAUUCCUUCAUUCGUUCAUUCAUUCAUUCAUUUAAUCAGUCAUUUAAUCAUUCAUUUAAUCAUUCAUUUAAUCAUUCAUUUAAUCAUUCAUUCUUAGUUUAUUCUUAAUUCUUUCAUUCAUUCGUUCAUUCAUUUAAUCACUUAUUUAAUCAUUCCUAGUUCAUUCAUUCAUUCUUAGUAUAUUCAAUCACUCAUUCGUCUUAGUUUAGUCGUCCAUUCAUUCUUAGUAUAUUCAAUCACUCAUUCGUCUUAGUUUAGUCGUGCAUUCAUUCAUUCAUUCAUUCCUUAGUAUAUUCAAUCACUCAUUCGUCUUAGUUUAGUCAUUCAUUUACUCAUUCAUUCCUUCAUUCAUUCAUUCAUUCUUAGUAUAUUCAAUCACUCAUUCGUCUUAGUUUAUUCUUUCAAUCAUUCAAUCAUGCUGAUUAGUGAUAUUUCCUCUUUUUCGCAUUACGCUGUUGAAAACGCGAAAUGCGAAAAAGUAAAUUUGUAUGUGAAAUUCGUGCUUGAUCCUUUGGUGUGUAUGAAAAUAUACUAAUGUUAGUAAACAUGCUGUCUUUGACGGUUGUCUCCCAUAUGUGGUCUUCAAAAGAAACACCUCAGCUAAGCGAUUGGUCGGGAUUUUUUUUUUGUGACACCAAUCAAGUAUCUGGUUGAGUGCCUUCGAUUUUAUAAUGACAUAAUCCACAAAUUCAGAGAACGUCAUUGAACGUUCCUGGAGCAACCCCUGGAGUGUGGAGGAUGUGGUCACGUUUGACCCGUGCUUGUGGUAGUGAAAUACGUAUAUUUACCACAUAAUCGACUUGUUAUCCAGCGAAUUCGUCCGUGUAAUAUUUUUGCGUAUGCCACUAGUGUAAUUUAUAUACCCUGAAGCGUAUUUCAUUGGGUUUGCCAGUCAGAAAUCAAUUGUAACGUUAUAAAAUUGACAAUGACUGUUCGACGUCAAUGAUUGUGAAUGGCGCAGCAAUAUGGCGGUUUGUGUUUGAUUUUGACCUUAAAACCUUUUGAAAUAUACUUUUUUCUGAGGUGUGAGAAAACAAUGUCUUAAAGUUUGUUUUUUUUACUUUUAAGACCUGUUUCAUGAAAUAUUAAUAUAUAUCUUAUAUGUGUAAGGUAAAGUCCCUACAUUCCAUUAACUUACAGGUGUGUGUGUCUUUUAAUGUCUAUUUUAGAUUAAAUGAUACGUUUUUGAUAACAAAUUGCUUUACACGUGUCUUAUAAAAUAUAUGUGAGAGAUUCUUAAGAUAAGAAGUGCUAUGCUUUGAAAUCUUGAUAGUGCGGGUAUGUUAAUUUUUGUGUACAACAAAAUCUCGAUAGUGAGGACACAUUAUUUUGUGUGUACAAAAAAUCUCGAUAUUAAGGAUACAUUAGUUUGUGUGUACAGUGAAAUCUCGAUAUUAAGGAUACAUUAGUUUGUGUGUACAAUGGAAUCUCGAUAUUAAGGAUACAUUAGUUUGUGUGUACAAUGGAAUCUCGAUAUUAAGGAUACAUUAGUUUGUGUGUACAAUGGAAUCUCGAUAUUAAGGAUACAUUAGUUUGUGUGUACAAAGAAAUCUCGAUAUUAAGGAUACAUUAGUUUGUGUGUACAAUGGAAUCUCGAUAUUAAGGAUACAUUAGUUUGUGUGUACAAUGGAAUCUCAAUAUUGAGGACACAUUAGUUAGUGUGUACAAAGAAAUCUCGAUAGUAUGGAUACAUAAUUAGUUUUUGUGUAUAGUAGAAUAUCGAUGUUCUAUCGAAUCUCGAUUGUCCGAAUAUGUCGCGAGACCAUGUAAAUCUAGAAAUGUCAUUAAAAUGGAAAUAUUAACGUAUUUUGAGCCCAGAAUAGCAUGUUUAUUUUUCCAAUUAACAAUUGCUACGCAAAGAAGAAAACCGAAAGUUCCUGUUUGUCAUUGACGGUGUUUUCCUGUUGUCUUGAUACUUGUUGGUCUCUUUAUUGAGUUUUGUUUACACCUGUUUGGUAUGUAAACAAGCUACUAAAUGUAUAUUUAACCAAGGAAAUCCCUCAGUUUAACAGACAGUUGCGAUGUACAAUAUCAUUUUAUAUAUUUUAUAAGAUACAAUAUCGGUAUUCUUAUGAUUACGUAUGUGAAGAGUUCCAAAUCAAACACAGUAUUUCUCUCGUGUAUGUCGCAUAACCAUCUAAGUGCUUAGAUUAAUCUUCGUCACGUGAGCCUAAUGACGUCAUUUUAACCUUCUGAUGAUGGACGAAAUAUAUGACAAAGACUUGCGAUGAUGAUACGAUUUCCGGAGUACUAUCAUCGAUGUCGUUCAAUUGUGUUAUCAAUGAAUUACAAGCAGUAUCUACAAGUUCAUUAUUUAUAUAAGUGUCUUGACACUUGUUUCUGAUUCCUUUUUGCAUAAGUUAUAUGUUGUAUAUAUAUUGUUAAAUAAUUAAUUUUUCUUUGUUUUCAUGGUAAAUACUCAAAUGUGAUUGGUCGAAAAAUUCUUUUCAUUCUUCUAUGAAA
Messenger RNA from Pecten maximus, 5619 nucleotides. RefSeq names its product neurogenic locus notch homolog protein 2-like. Lineage: Eukaryota; Metazoa; Mollusca; Bivalvia; Pectinida; Pectinidae. Gene Ontology annotation, cellular component: membrane. Gene Ontology annotation, molecular function: calcium ion binding; transmembrane signaling receptor activity. Gene Ontology annotation, biological process: immune response; toll-like receptor signaling pathway. Bases 601 to 2802 code for a protein of 733 amino acids. The record is from RefSeq and is a predicted model, not a curated record. The transcript is spliced from 4 exons.